Messenger RNA from Carassius gibelio (silver crucian carp), 2604 nucleotides. RefSeq names its product type 2 phosphatidylinositol 4,5-bisphosphate 4-phosphatase. The transcript has 8 exons. NCBI's taxonomy places the organism in Eukaryota, Metazoa, Chordata, Actinopteri, Cypriniformes, Cyprinidae. Gene Ontology annotation, biological process: phosphatidylinositol dephosphorylation. Gene Ontology annotation, cellular component: phagocytic vesicle membrane; lysosomal membrane; late endosome membrane. The coding region runs from base 166 to 1038 and encodes 290 amino acids. Gene Ontology annotation, molecular function: phosphatidylinositol-4,5-bisphosphate 4-phosphatase activity. The record is from RefSeq and is a predicted model, not a curated record.
UGUCUCCAGAUGGGAGGGGGUAAGGAGGGAGGGAGAUCCCGUCCGGUCCAGCAGUGAUUUCUCAUCCUCCUGCUUACGUCUUUGACUCCGCCUCUCCACUGCCCUGCAUUGAGCUCAGAGUCUCAGUGCCCCUCUCCUGUUGUUCCGUGCUGAUCUACUGAUACGAUGGCCUCCGAUGGUAUGGAUGAACGAUCCCCGUUGUUGUCAGCACCGAACUCGGGGAAUGUCACGCCCACCGCUUCGCCGUACCUGCAGGACUCGAGCCCGAGAGCUGAAUUACCUCCACCCUACACAGCCAUUGCCAGUCCAGAUGCGAGAGGAGUUCCUGUCAUUAACUGUCGAGUGUGCCAGUCACUUAUAACUCUGGAUGGCAAGCUCCAUCAGCACGUGGUGAAGUGCACCAUCUGCAAUGAGGCCACGCCUAUAAAAAAUCCACCAACAGGAAAGAAGUAUGUUAGAUGUCCUUGCAACUGCCUGCUAAUCUGUAAAGACACGUCUAGGAGGAUAGGAUGCCCUCGGCCCAACUGCAGACGGAUCAUCAACCUGAGUCCUGUGAUGGUGAUCCCAGAGGAGCAGCCCGCCCAGCCAGCUCUGCCCGUCCAGCCCGAGGGCAUGCGUGUGGUCUGCGGCCACUGCGGCAACACAUUCCUUGGCAGCGAUGAUGAUGAUGAUGAUGAUGAUGAUGAUGAUGAUGAGUGCUCCCAGUCUUCCUCAGGCCUGGCUAUUCGCGGCCCCGCUGAUCUUUUCAAGUGGAUGGAGCUACGGUUCAAUACACUGGCCAAGUGCCCGCAUUGCAAAAAAAUAUCCUCUGUAGGCAGUGCUCUACCCAGAAGGCGCUGCUGUGCCUACAUUACAGUAGGAAUGAUCUGCAUUUUCAUCGGUGUCGGUUUAACAGUGGGCACUCAGGACUUCGCCAGGCGUUACCAUGCUACUUACGUGUCCUGGGCCUUCGCGUAUCUCCUGGGCCUCAUCUGUCUGGUACGAGCCUGCUACUGGGGAGUGAUUAAAGUCAGCUAUCCAGAAAACACCUUUGCGUAGACAAAGCCUCCGUCCUUCAAGUCCUUAGUGUUUGAUUUCUCUUAAUUUGAACAGGUUAACUGUUACAAGAACAUAAGAAUCCAGGGGGUUUAGAUACUAGAUACUAUGUUUCAGAUUGAGUUAUUGAUUAGCUCUGAUGUAACUGAUUUGAACCCACGUUAUGAUGCCUUGAGCUAUUAAGGUGAAAUCGGUGAUUCAAAAAAAUAAUACAAAUAAUCCGUUCAUGGUACACCUCUUGGAUUUGUCAUGGUGGGUGGAUUACAAACAUAUUUUAUGUACUGCAUUUUGUUAACAACUUGACCAAAAGAGAUGAACAAUUUGUCCAUUGCACUACGAUUUUAUGCAAUUCUUCUGUUGUGUUGCUGCUAGUCACUACAGCUGUUAGGAGCUGAGAGAUGUCAUGUGUUCAGAGAGCCUGCCAGCACCCAUGAUGGCACUAUCUGUCACGUUCAGAUAUAUUUAACUGUUCUUUAAAUGCCGUGCCAACAUUUUUCUUGUUUAGUAUCCGUCUCCCUCGGAUGAAAUUUAGCAGUAUUUUCAAACCCUUUUGGCUGCUCAAACUCACUGUCAGCAAUAAUCAUGCUUUUUUUGUGGCUUUAAAAGAAAAACUGCAUGUUCACAGACACCGGACCUCUAAAACAAACUUCUGGGUUCAAUACAAGUUAAGCUGAUUAGACAGCACUUGAUAUUGGCAUGAUAUUGACUGAAUAACACAAAAAUAAUUUUGACCAGUGCUUUCUUCCACCUUCAAUGGCACGACUGAGGUGAGACCCUUGAGCAAGACACAGAACCGUGUGUGUGUGUGUGUGUGUGUGUGUUCAUUUACUACUCACUGUUGUGUGUGUGCACGUGAAUGGGUUAAAUGCAGAGCACAAAUUCCGAGUUUGAAGCUCCAUACAUUGCUAUAUGUCAGUUCACUCACUAAUUUGCCUAAACAACUAAAACAGUUUGGCAGAUGUAUAGAAGAAUUAUUGUAAAUGCAUUUUUACAAUUAUAAGCUUCACGUUUAUAUUUUUAAAUAAUCUGAAAAUUGGCCCCAGUCACUUCCAUUCUAAGAGCCUUACUGUAACCUUAGUUUUUGGUUUAAAGAAUAAAAUAUAAGUAUAAAAUAUUUAUUUUGUGGCCACAAAUGCUGUGUAAUUGAUCUUAACUUAAACUGAACCUGAAAUAUUUCUUCAGUUUUACUCACUCAUCAGUAAUAUUGACACGUGGUGAAUGGGAAACGCAUGAUUUUAUUUGGAUUCUUUUGUACUCAGAAAUUGUGUUUUAUUAGUCUGUCACUGACGGGGCACUGUGUGUAGAAUGUGAACGCCCCACUGCUACCCGCCUAAAUCCACAACCUGCCACAACCUUGCUAGUAUUGCUGUAGCUUACAUUUACAGUAGUUCUGUAUUUUGUCAAGACAAAUGGAGAUUACUAUACUAUCUAAACUUGUUCUGAAUGUGACAAGUCAGUGGAGUCCUUGUACAUAGGAAACUGAGCACACAAAGUCUGUAGUUCAAGUUGGAAUAUGGCUUGGGUCUUUUUAAAACAAUAAUUUCUCAAUAAAAUGCUAAAAUAUUCUUU